AUGGACGCCAAGCGUCACAAGGCUUCCCGGGUGCUGUUUGUGGUGAGCUCGUUGGGUGACGGCAUGGCGCUGGUCUGGCUCCAUUUCGUACGUAAUGGAAAGAAUGCGUUUCUGGUCAGGCCGACAUUACGCGAUUCUGGAAGCUCUAUUGGCACGUCCUUGCCCGUGCCUGUUCCUUCGUCUCAACCGUUUGUCAAUCUGGUUACGCACCUUGGCGCCUUCUUUUACCUAGGCAUUCUUAGUCCAGUCUGUCGCGUACAAGCUUUACGGAUACAGUCGUUAGGCAUCCGUAAUAGAGUGGCCAAGGACAGUAAAGGGCUCGAUGGCACACCGGGCACGUGUACCGGUAGACUCUGGACCGGCAGCCGGAGGGUCAUCAAGGUGCCUCUCUUAUCUGAUGACGGCGGGUGGUCUUUGGCUUGA
Molecule: messenger RNA, 423 nt
Organism: Colletotrichum navitas
Lineage: Eukaryota; Fungi; Ascomycota; Sordariomycetes; Glomerellales; Glomerellaceae
Exons: 5
Coding region: 1-423 (140 amino acids)
Source: RefSeq, a predicted model, not a curated record